Mercenaria mercenaria is the source of this 579-nucleotide messenger RNA. Its product is annotated as baculoviral IAP repeat-containing protein 7-like. Gene Ontology annotation, cellular component: nucleus; spindle microtubule; cytoplasm. Lineage: Eukaryota; Metazoa; Mollusca; Bivalvia; Venerida; Veneridae. The record is from RefSeq and is a predicted model, not a curated record. The coding region runs from base 55 to 579 and encodes 174 amino acids. Gene Ontology annotation, biological process: regulation of cell cycle; negative regulation of apoptotic process; positive regulation of protein ubiquitination. Gene Ontology annotation, molecular function: ubiquitin protein ligase activity; cysteine-type endopeptidase inhibitor activity involved in apoptotic process. The transcript has 4 exons.
CCACAUUAGUUAGAUAUAUCACAAUCGUAGUUAAGUGCUGGUUUUGACCAAACAAUGGAUCGUUAUCCUGGAAUUUCAAUUGGAAGACCAAAGAAUCCUGAUUAUUCCAUGGCAACGGAAAGACUGGCAACAUUCAACGACGUGGCAACAUUCAAAGACUGGUCAACAAAUGGGAUCGCUAUUGAAGAAUUAUCGAGUGCGGGAUUUUAUGCUACAGGAAGCCGAGACUUUGUAAGAUGCUUUUACUGCGGAGGAGGGAUGAAAGACUGGCAAAAAGAUGAUGAUCCUUGGAUAGAGCAUGCUAAAUAUUUCCCAGAUUGUGACUUUUUAAAGCUACACGUGGAUGAAGAGUUUAUAAAAUGGGCACAGUAUAAUAUGGAUGGAAAAGAUGCAAUGGAAUCUCCAUGUGAACACGUGAAAAAACGUCUUGUUCCUGAUCAGCUGAUAGAGGAUUUGAAUAGUAAGGCAUCCUUGCUUCUUCUGGACAGAGGGUAUAGGCAAGAGGAUGUUGAACAGGCGAUUGAAAGAGCAAGGGAAAAGCAAUGUAGCGGAGAUUUAAGCGCUCUAGUUACCAGUUGA